GUCAUAUUCAACGCGAACUUCAAGUGAAGUCAUUUCACAGGAAACCUUUUCGCGGUUUCAAAAUCCAGUGAUUUUCUUCCCGUUGAAUUCAAGUCCGCUUCUCUUAUCUUGGGCAGUCGCGAUCGCCAACUUACCCUCACAUACCUUCCUUCCCUCUCGUGAAUCGCUCCUUCUCUUCAGAAACACCACACAAUUUUCAGUUGCAAGGCCACAAACUUCGAUCGCCAAAAUUGCACUACCAAUAUUGCCAGAAUCUCCAUUUCUUAUUGCCGAAGUCCCUUCGACGGCACUCUUCUGGACGCAUCUGACUCUCUCGAAAUAUCAUCAUCAGUCUGUCGCAUCUCACUCACUCGGUAACUAUGGUCAUGGCUCUUCUUUUCACGGCUCUCUGUGCCGUUACAGCUACACCUUCUCUGGCCUUUUCGUGGGGAGGUGAAAGAAAAGUGCCAGUUCCCGACUAUCAAGUCAACAUCGACCGCAACAUCCAGCCUUCGGAUCUGCUUCGAGCGUCCUCACGCCUACCAAAUAUCUACGCCGUCGCCCUAAGUGAACUUCAAGAACUCGAAUCAGAACCGUUUUGCCAUCGUGUGGCCGCCCAACUCCUAGUCAACAACUGCCAGCUGGUAGACGGAAAGAACGACGCCACAAUCCUCACAGACACUGGUCGACAAGUUCGCGACUUUGUUGAUUCCUACGCUGCCAGUCUAGCGAUAUGUGAUUUGGAGCGAGGCAGGUUCAACAUUCCGGCGCAAUGUGCCAAGUUCCGGGAACCGGCCCUGAGUCAGAUUGCGAUCCGGGACCAAGCACAACUCCACGUCAGCAGUCAUGAAAUCGACCAUUGUCUGUCAGCCAUGAAGUCGUCAGAUGCUGCGUGGAAUACGUGGAUCAGUUAUCGGCACAAGGCUUUGCGGUUCUGUGAGGCGGCCAGAGCGGAUAAUGAGAAAGCACAAAACAUUCUCCUCUAUCAACGACUCACCAAUGUGAUGAAGAACCUUACAGAAGGCGUGGAAGCUCAGCUUCAGAAGCAAAUGAAUCAACUUGACCUGCGAACACAACGGUCCAUCAAGAAUCUCGACAAUCUUACACCACAGAUCAAUAAACUGAAAGAUGGGCUUGUCAUGGUUCAUGAAUACUUGGCGACCGAUGUUGAAGCAACACUCCGAAAGUCCUCUGCCUCCCUACACGACAGCCAACAACAAGCCGAAGACCUGCAGAAACUGCUCAACCUACUGCUUACUGGUGUUCUUGAGGGUCACUCACGAGUAGCCCAUGCGCACGAACAUGCCCUUCAACAAGUCUCCGUCCGAGCCAACGAUGGCAUUGGAGCCCUCGUUGCGGUGGUUGCCACAGCCGCAGCAUCAACCACCGCACUGCAACAGCAGAUUGAACUCUCCAACCAACAAGCCGCCGCAUUAGCCCGCCGUCAAGACAACCUCGAGCAAGGAAUGGACCGUCUCCUCGCCGUCACCGAGACCCUAGCCACCAAAUACGAGGACCAAACACAAAGACUCCAACAAGCCUCCAACAUCACCAACGAGAUUCUCGACAUACUGGAGGACACCGCGGAAGCGGCAUCGUCUGUGAACGAAUCCUUGUUGACCGGUGCUACCUCGCGCAGCUGGUGGCCCUACAUCGUUUGCCCUACCGCUUCUCUCGUUAUGGGAUCGUAUGGCCUACCGCCCUCUGCUGUUCGCAACCUCGCACUCUUGGCGCUUGGCGAGGUGGCUGGGUUCAUGAUUUCGUCGUAUGAGCAGAUUGCUGGUGCUUUGCAGUCUUUUGAAGCCCCUUUCUACUCGUCGGUUUGGCAAGCGUCUACAAACACGACGACUGCAUCGCCCUAUGAAAUUUGAUGCUAGUCUGGGAGUAAUUUGAGGUGCAUAUAUUCUUACUCAAGAGGCGUGGAACCAUAUGCUUGCGAUCUGUUCACACACGCUACCUUUGGUGGUAUCAAUCUCUGGUUGUUGGGGGAUGAGACAGGCCACGGUGACUUGGGUCAAUCUAGGAGAGAGUUGGGGGAAAUAAGAGUCUAAAGAUAGUCCUUCAUAUGGGCAAGCGGCAUAUUUUAGGUUGCGUAUAGUCGCUAGGAAAAUUAUUC
This is a messenger RNA of Neurospora hispaniola, 2095 nucleotides long. RefSeq lists its product as uncharacterized. The record is from RefSeq and is a predicted model, not a curated record. Gene Ontology annotation, biological process: karyogamy involved in conjugation with cellular fusion; nuclear membrane fusion involved in karyogamy. Gene Ontology annotation, cellular component: endoplasmic reticulum membrane. Lineage: Eukaryota; Fungi; Ascomycota; Sordariomycetes; Sordariales; Sordariaceae. The coding region runs from base 360 to 1850 and encodes 496 amino acids. The transcript is spliced from 4 exons.